Molecule: messenger RNA, 2917 nt
Organism: Carassius auratus (goldfish)
Lineage: Eukaryota; Metazoa; Chordata; Actinopteri; Cypriniformes; Cyprinidae
Gene: rnd1b
Product: Rho family GTPase 1b
Exons: 5
Coding region: 129-827 (232 amino acids)
Biological process (GO): small GTPase-mediated signal transduction
Molecular function (GO): GTP binding; GTPase activity
Source: RefSeq, a predicted model, not a curated record
UUGGGUUGAGGCAAUUCGUGUUUUGUAUGUACGGGAACGCUUGUGCUCUCGCGCAUCCUCGUGUUGGUCUAUUUUAGGUGUUUUUGAUUUUUGGUUUCUUUUGUUCGCUUAUAGGAUAUCGCGAAAUCAUGAAAGAGAGAAGAAACGCACAGCCACUGGUGGUCAGAUGUAAACUGGUGCUGGUUGGGGAUGUUCAAUGCGGGAAAACUGCGAUGUUGCAGGUUUUGGCAAAGGAUUGUUAUCCAGAGACGUAUGUGCCCACAGUAUUUGAGAACUACACAGCCUGUCUGGAGCUCGAUGACCAGCGUGUUGAAUUGAGUUUAUGGGACACAUCAGGAUCUCCAUACUAUGAUAAUGUGAGACCCCUCUGCUACAGUGACUCUGAUGCAGUGCUACUUUGUUUUGACAUCAGUCGCCCAGAUAUCUUUGACAGUGGACUUAAGAAGUGGAGGGCUGAGAUCCUCGACUUCUGCCCCAGUACUCGUAUUCUCCUUGUUGGCUGCAAGACGGACCUUCGGACAGACGUCUGCACACUGAUGGAGCUGUCCAAUCAGAAACAAACACCCAUCACUCAUGAGCAGGGCUCUGCCAUGGCCAAACAGUUGGGAGCUGAGGCUUAUCUGGAGUGUUCAGCCUUCACCUCUGAGAAGAGCAUCCACAGCGUGUUCCGCACAGCUGCGCUGGCUUGCACAAACAAGCUACAGCUGCUCGCCAAACCCAGUCCGACCCGCCGGCUGUCCAAACGCCUGCUUCACCUGCCCAGCAAGUCCGAGCUCCUCUCCUCCACCUUCAAGAAGGAGAAGGCCAAGAGCUGCUCCGUAAUGUGAACGCUACACCAUUCCCUGCGCUUUGGUCUGGGGAAGGGGGGUGGGUUCCGAUUGCCACAUCACUGACGUGUGGAAUCCUUCCUCACCCCCCAAAGAAACACCUUUCAGAACAAGUGGACACCUCGCUGUCCUCCUUGUCCUGAGCUCUUCAACAGUGCAUAUGUAUUUUCAGUUUACUUUUAAACGAGAUUCGAUCAUCAGCCUCAUCUAUUCACUCCUUGUUAUCAAGAGAUUUGCUGUCGUGCAGGUUGAAGCUCGGAAUGAUUUAACUGAGUAAAAUUUCAAAUUAGUUUUAAGAAAAGGUUCAAUGUAAGCUAUUCGAUGUAUUAAUACAGGCUCUCUAGUGCAAGUCUCAAAAUAAAUACCUACAGUAUGCACUAAAAUUGUGAAAGUGGGAGCCGCCCAUAUUUGAACGCCAAGAUGGAGGAAUAGAGGGAAACGGGCCAAAAAUAUUUGUAAAAAGACAAUUUAUGAUGCUACCAAAGUAAAUUUUCCCUUCUUUCCUCUACUAGAACACUGUAUGAUAUAUACACGCUUCAAUUUUUAGAGGCAAUAGCUAUCUGAGAAAUGGGAUGGGUGUGACUGGGGUACAUAUUACAGUGAUUAUUCUGUAUCUUAACGUCUCCUGCUGCUUUCUAGUGUAGGCAAACAUGAAUUUGCAAAGGGAUCCCUGCACUAGUUGUGCGAGGGCUCAAUCGGAUCGAAUUCGGCAUGAUGAAUAAGCUUUCAUUCCUGAAAAUGACCUCCAGAGAUACCGUAGCACUAUGCUGAGGAUUUCUGAAACCAAAAUGUAUGCAAGAAGAUUAAGUCACUUGGUUCGAGAUGUUUAGGAUCCGACCAGCUUGGGUUUAGUUGGUCAUGCAUCUUAUGUAGCAUUCUGUCAUCGAGCAGCAGAAUCUCCCGUCUCAUUGCCUCCAUGCUCAUUUGCAGCACUAGCAGCUGAAAUAUUUGUGGGUAAUAUGUGUUUGGCAAAAAAACAUGCUUUCUUGUGCAAAGUGCUAAUCUUGAAGUCUGCUUUCCACCACAAAGCAAUAAUUAUGGUUCAAGUGCUUAUAAUGCAAAGUGUUUACAGUGGCAAUAAUUAAAACAAAAAAGGCUAUUAUAGAUUCAUGCUACGGCUUUGCGGACAUACGUAUAUUUAUGUGGAUAAACAUCACCACUGCUGUAAAAACAAGCCAAUAUAUUGUGACUCUGUUCAGACUUUGUUAAAGUAAUUAGAUGAAAAUAUGACCAUUGGAGUGCAACACUUUUUUUUUUUUUUCAACCAAAUAAGAAUAUUAGUGUUCUGUUCAUGAGCAUGAGGGAGGUUAAUGCAUGAGGAGCAGAUGGACUGGAGGGAAAUUCAGACUGGACCUUUUAAAUCUGUGGAUCAGCUGACCUGAUAAGAACUUGAAAAGGAAGCCGACUUUUGGAAUAAAACCGAACAGGCUGGUCCUGUUUAAUGAAAGAUAUUUUUCCAUUUGAACUGUUGUUCAAAUAAUUGUUUUUGCUUUGUGUAUACUUGAAGUCAAUAUUUUUCUCAUUUUGUUCAAUCAUCAGUAGUGGAAGGGAAAAUGCGAGCAGGCGCCGUGGCUGUUUACCAGUUCUGCCACUGUGAUCACACACCAAAUUCAUUUUUGCAUUGUCUAGUGACUGCGUAAAUAAAGAAACUGAAGAUGAAUUUUGGGUGCUAGGGACUAUAAACGGCAUGUAACGUGGCUGGUCAGACAUUGUAGCUGCUGAUUUACUUGUUUAAGUUUUGGGUAAAGCAAGUGUCCCAGAUGGAGAUGGACAUUCAGUCAUUAUGCUGCCAUUGCACAAUAUUGGGAACAAAAACACUUCAAGCAUGUCCUCUAGUUCUUCAGUUGUACAUAUCCUGUUUUGUAAUCUUUGUUAGACAUUUAAAAGAAUGUGACAAGAUUAAAUAUUUGUUCUUGUUGUGAAUUGACAAAGAUGUGCUUGAUGUAAAAUUGCUUGGUCCUAUUUAUUUGGGUUCAUUUUUGAGACUUCUGUUUUGUGUUUCACAGUUUUAUUUCAAAAUGUUAUUUUUAAAAUGACUUCUCCCUUUUGUCUUUACAGUAAUAAAGCUUGCCUUUGUGUGGCACAAAUGA